AUCACCAGAAGCGUGCUCCUCCUCUUUCAUUUUCCCAAAUGUCGCUCCAAGUUCCCGACAAGAACCAGUUUCAGCACAUUUUGCGUCUCCUCAACACCAACGUUGAUGGUAAGAACAAGAUUAUGGUUGCUUUGACUUCCAUCAAGGGUGUUGGUCGUCGUUAUGCCAACAUUGCCUGCAAGAAGGCUGAUGUUGACCUUAACAAGAGAGCUGGUGAGCUUUCCAACGAAGAAUUGGAACGUAUUGUCACCAUUCUCCAAAACCCCAGCCAGUACAAGAUCCCCAACUGGUUCCUUAACAGACAAAAGGAUAUUGUCGAUGGCAAGUACUCUCAAAUCUUGUCCAACGGUCUUGACAGCAAGAUGCGUGAGGAUCUUGAGCGUUUGAAGAAGAUCCGUAACCAUCGUGGUCUCCGUCACUACUGGGGUCUCCGUGUCCGUGGUCAACACACUAAGACCACUGGUCGUCGCGGUAGAACCGUCGGUGUCUCCAAGAAGAAAUAACAUGUCUUGCGUAUUUCUUCAUUCCAUUUCUCAUGCUAACUACUCAACUCACAGAUUACCCUUCUGGAAAAUUGUGCACCACAUCUGUGUAUGUGUUCUUGCUUUCCUGGAACCAGUGACAAAAAUCAUAAUAAACGAAAAUCUUGUAACCUAGCUGGUCAAUGUAUAGA
Umbelopsis ramanniana AG is the source of this 673-nucleotide messenger RNA. RefSeq lists its product as uncharacterized. The coding region runs from base 39 to 503 and encodes 154 amino acids. Gene Ontology annotation, biological process: translation. Lineage: Eukaryota; Fungi; Mucoromycota; Umbelopsidomycetes; Umbelopsidales; Umbelopsidaceae. The record is from RefSeq and is a predicted model, not a curated record. The transcript is spliced from 5 exons. Gene Ontology annotation, molecular function: RNA binding; structural constituent of ribosome. Gene Ontology annotation, cellular component: cytosol; ribosome; small ribosomal subunit.